This is a messenger RNA of Marchantia polymorpha subsp. ruderalis, 2058 nucleotides long. Lineage: Eukaryota; Viridiplantae; Streptophyta; Marchantiopsida; Marchantiales; Marchantiaceae. The record is from the annotation of a GenBank genome assembly.
GGCGGGAAAGGCGCAACGACCGGCACGCGCUGGGAGGCAGGGAGGCGAUCGGAGCGAGCAUCGGGUCGCCGGCCGACGGCCAGUCGAGAAUAGCUGGGACGUGAAGGGGCUGUUGGCUGCGCAUCGACGAGAUUCGGCGCUUUGUGAGUUCGGGGAGCUGCGCAGUUUCACGGCAGGCACGGUUGCAGGUCGACCCAGUGGCCAGUCCGGUGGAGUUCUGGAAUUCGAAAGGUCCGCCUGAACGCUUUUGUCUCCCUGAUUCCUGCACUCCGGGACUGGCUUGCAUUCUGCACGCGGAAUUGCGAUCGCAGGCAUUAUCGUUGUCACUAUGGCACCGACGAUCGCAUGAUACGAGAAUAUCCUGGCAGCUACUGCGGCUUCCGCCGUCCUCAGGCCGAUUUGGACCGCGGAGUGAGCGCGAGAGAACGCCCCGCACGCCUCUCUCGGCAGCGGAUAUGUUAGGAGCUCCACCUCUGUCCCAAGCAGUCAAUCCUCCUGCCCUUCUUCCGUUCUCCACCUUGAUGAUUUUGCAGUCUCAAGCUAGACUUCUCCAGUCCUGGGCCUCACAUUCUCACUCCUUUCUCCUCCGAUCUCAGUCUCGUCGCGCCUCUGAACUCGUCCGAUUCUCACAAUGGCGGUCAAUCUCUAGCCCCACGCCGUCCUGCAAUUUGCCGAAUCAGUCGUCCGCCUCCUCGGGCAUCCAACGCCCUGACUUUAUUGAAACGAGGAGAAGCGUCGACAUGGCGGCCCCGGCUGUUGCUUCACCGGUCGCGUUCAAUUUGGAUCCGGUGCCACGAGAUGUUCCUCUUUUCCAACCGGGAUUGAAUGGGCUCGGUCAAGACGUCAGACCCGGUCGACUCGUCGUGAUCGGACAUCGCGGUUGUGGAAAGAAUAACGCCUUAUCCAUAGGCGACACGCCUGGCUCCAGGCUGUCUAUACGAGAGAAUACCAUCAAGUCUUUCAAUUUAGCCGCCAGUAAUGGCGCUGACUACGUCGAGUUUGAUGUUCAGGUCACAAAGGACAAUCAUCCAGUACUUUUUCACGACGACCUUAUAUUAUCCGAGGAUCAGGUAUCAAGGAUCCGGGACCUUUCUCUCGAGGAAUUUCUUUCGUUCGGACCCCAGAAAGAGCAAGGAAAGAUCGGGAAGAAUCUAGUGAGAAAGUCAGCCGACGGAGCUGUAAAAGCGUGGUCAGCCACCGUUGAGGACUCGCUGUGUACUCUCAAGGAUGCUUUUGAGAACGUGCAGCCGUCUCUGGGCUUCAAUAUUGAAAUGAAGUUCCACGACACGGAAGAAACGACGGAAUCGGAGUAUCGACGUUCUAUCCUUGCCGUGCUAGCGGAUAUUGAGAAGUAUGCAAACGGUCGAAAAAUCUACUUUUCCUCUUUUCAUCCUGAGGCAGCUAUCAUUUUGCGCCAGGAACAGUCCACCUACCCGGUAUUUUUUUUGACGUGUGGUGGGGAGCAUACCUACGCGGAUGCACGAAGAAAUUCAGUCGAAGCAGCCAUCAACUUAUGUAAAGAAAACGGUCUCCAAGGGGUCGUUACCGAAGUAUUACCUAUUUUGAAAAAACCGGACUUGGCGAAGAAAGUGAAAGAAGCAGGACUAUCUCUUCUCACAUACGGCGAUCACAACAAUGUUGCGGAAGCUCUUGCCCAACAGUACACAUGUGGAGUUGAUGGAAUCAUCGUAGAUUGUGUCCGGGAGAUCGUGACAGCGUCACGGACGGUGCAUGCUCUUCUGAAUUUCGUGCAGCCAGAUUGGUCGAAAUGGGUUCAGCAACCCCUUGAGCAAAGCUUUUGAGCUUGAGAGAGUACAAGGGUCGCGAGCCUAAGUCGGAUCAGAUCGACUCCAUUCAUUAUACAUUUUCCUCUCGGAGUAACCAAUUUUGAAAUGUAGAUAUUAGAUAUACAGCAUUCUUUCCCUAUAUCAUAGGCCCACGAAGUAGUUUUGUAUUUUUACCAAAAAAUAUAAGAGUGUAUACUAUGUACUCAUCACCCUCGGAAAGGGUUUAAUUUUGUACAUACUGUAUACCCAUCAAUUUUUCAUCAAAUAUAUU